CAGGGAUGAGCGGUCACCAAGGUGCAUCAAGAUCAAGACCAGCUGGGUCAGUUCCUCAGGGGGCUUGGAGUGAAUCUAGAUCACAUCAACAACAGCAACCAAUGAGGCCUCAAGGAGCGUGGGGUGCAGAGUCUGUCACCAGUUGUUGACUGCAUCCCGUUAAUUAGAGGAAUUAUGGACAGCGCAUUUAGCCCGAUAAAAUUUUUGUAACUUCAUUAGCUGGCUUCAAUACUUCGACACAGUCUCCCAAAAUUCAACAGGCAAGUUGAAUGACGUUAAACAUAAAGAGUGCUCUAAUCCCUAAUAUUCUCUACGCUAUUAUUAAUGCGGAGUUCUGUACAGCAACAUUUUAUAUCCGAACAUCAAUUUUUAAAAAGAGGAUUUUAAUGUGUCCAACUAAUAUCGAGUCAUUAUUAAAAAGGCCAGUGGCCGCGGUAGUCGGACUGUAAGAGUAACAGAACAAGGCGAUGGUGCCGACUCCAAAGCUCAUCCGGAUGUGUCCAGCACUUGUAGACGAGGAGGUAUGGAGGGAGUGCGAGGUCGCCCGACUCGUAAUCCCCUAAUUAGGACGAAGCCAGACAAUUUUGAAAAAAAGGGCACUUCGGGAGUACCGCUAAAGCUCCACGCGAAUUAUUUCGAAAUGCUUAGUACAGGUAAAUGGUGUUUGACCCAAUAUCGUGUCGACUUCAAUCCAGAGGUUGACAACACCAAGGAACGCAGGUCACUAUUAUAUACGGCUUUGAAGGACACUGUGGUGGGGUACAUUUUUGAUGGAACGGUUAUGAGCACUCCACAAGUUAUUCAUCCCGAUCCUUUGGAGAAAUUCGUUGAAAAUAAGGAUGGUGAGAAAAAAAUGGUCACCAUUCGAAGAGUUGCUGAAGUCAGCUGGGGAGACUAUUCCUAUAUCCAGGUUUUUAAUAUUAUUAUCAGAAAGUGUUCAGCCUACUUGAAACUUGAAAUGGUUGGCAGAGAUUUCUUUGAUCCACAUGAGAAAACCCAAUUAAAUGAUCAUAAUAUAGAAAUAUGGCCCGGAUAUCGUACGUCAAUAAGGCAACACGAGCAACAGAUUUUGUUAAACACGGAACUCGCUUUUAAAGUUAUACGUACUGAUACUGUGCUUCAAGUGAUGAUGGAAUAUAAAAGUCGCGAGGACUUCAUGAGUAGAGUGAUUGGCACCACAGUUUUGACAGAAUACAACAACAAAACUUACCACAUAGACGACAUUGAUUUCGAAUCCACACCGUGCAGCACUUUUACCGGAAAAGAUAACAAACAGAUUUCCUUCAUACAAUAUUAUAAAGACAGAUACAACAUCGAAAUACGCAACAAGAAUCAGCCCUUGCUCAUAUCACGAGCUAAGGCAAGGGAAAUUAGACUUGGAAUGUCUGAAACAGUUUUGCUUGUCCCGGAAUUGUGUCGUCUGACCGGACUGACCGACCGCCAAAGGGAAAAUUUCCAACUUAUGCGAUCAAUGGCCAAUAUAACACGUCUUCCGCCCAAAGGACGGAUUGAAAGGUUAAUGCGGUUUUGUCAAAGACUCCGCAAUUGCAACGAGGCAAUGCAUGAGAUCCGUCGUUGGGAUCUGGAAAUUGCCGAUAAGCUGGUUGAACUUCCAGCACGUCUGCUAACACCAGAAUCGUUACUAGCCGGCGAAAAUAGGAGUUACAGUGCUGGACAGGAAGCGGACUGGACCAGAGAACUGAGGUCGGUACCCAUGUACAGCACCACUGAAAUGAAGAGGUUGGCCGUCAUUUGUCCGUCAAGAUUAUUUGAUAAGACUGAGGAGUUUAUGACUUGUUUGCAACGUGCCGGUGGGGGCAUGAGGUGGAAUCUCAAAAAUUUCAAGAUUUUUCCGAUUCCCAGGGAUGAUACUACCAGUUAUCUUUCGCAAAUUGACUCGGUCUUAGGUCAAAAUCCGACAAUUAUAAUUUGUAUUUUGGCCAGUGCUUCAGCUGACAGAUAUUCUGCGAUUAAGAAAAAGUGCUACGUAGAUAGAGGCGUUCCUAGUCAGGUGAUUUUAGCUAAAACAUUGACUAACAAAGGUGUCAUGUCCAUUGCCACUAAAGUCGCUAUCCAGCUGAACUGUAAAAUCGGUGGUAUACCAUGGUCCGUACAUAUACCUGUCUCUGGUUUGAUGGUAGUAGGAUAUGAUGUGUGCAGAGACACAACCAAAAGAGGUAAAAGUUACGGAGCAAUGGUGGCAACUUUAAAUAGAUCCGGGCGUUACGUGAAUUUCGUGACUGAACAUUCCGCUGAAGAAGAGCUAUCACAUAAUUUUGGAGCCAAUCUGAUACUGGCAUGUAGGUAUUAUGCGAAUGAAAACGGCCAUUUACCAAAAAAGUUCAUAAUCUAUCGGGACGGUGUCGGUGACGGACAACUGCCCUACGUUAUUGAACAGGAAGUGGGUUCAAUUAAAAAAAGGUUGAUUGAUGAAUUGUAUAUGGAUGAACCUGCUCCUGGUAUAGCAUUUAUUGUUGUUAGUAAACGCAUAAAUACUAGGGUUUUCCACCGAGGCGAGAAUCCACCGCCGGGAACAGUCAUCGAUGAUGUUAUUACUUUGCCACACAGGUACGAUUUCUUCAUUGUAUCGCAGUGUGUACGCCAAGGAACGGUUUCUCCAACCAGUUACAAUGUAAUAUCUGAUACAUUAUCUUUGCAAGCAGAUCGAAUGCAAAUGCUGACAUACAAGAUGUGCCAUAUGUAUUAUAAUUGGUCAGGUACAGUUAGAGUACCUGCACCCUGUCAGUAUGCUCACAAGUUGGCGUUCUGUGCAGCUAAAUUUUUGCACAGACAGCCUCACAGGAAUCUUGCAAAUGUUCUAUACUAUUUGUAAGUUAUGUUGACAGUUUUAAAAAGCGCAGUGACUGCAUUUGAAUGUUACCUUUAUAUUUUUUAUAUUGUGACGAGUAUUCCGUUUCUGAUUUAGUUAUAUUAGGAAUUAUUAUUUUUUUUAAUUUCAUAAAAAACUUGUUAUUUUUAUAAAAAAAUAUAUUAAUAAAUAAUAAAUGUUCGUAAAUAUAUAUAAAU
Molecule: messenger RNA, 3027 nt
Organism: Aethina tumida (small hive beetle)
Lineage: Eukaryota; Metazoa; Arthropoda; Insecta; Coleoptera; Nitidulidae
Product: piwi-like protein Siwi
Exons: 9
Coding region: 524-2833 (769 amino acids)
Biological process (GO): regulatory ncRNA-mediated gene silencing
Cellular component (GO): P granule
Molecular function (GO): protein binding; piRNA binding
Source: RefSeq, a predicted model, not a curated record